AUGGAAUCUCAUUCAUUUCUACGCGAAAAUGAAACAUAUGAUGACUUUUAUAAUCGGUGUAAUAAUUUAACAAACUUUGACUGUAGCGAGGAAGAAAUGUUAUGGUGGUUGAUGGGUUCUCGUAGACUGCCAUUAAAUGAAAUAAUACCUCUUAGUGUAGUUCUCGUAGUUAUAUUUUUGACUGGAGUGAUAGGCAACGUGUGUGUAUGUGUCGUGAUUGUGCGAAAUCCGGGCCUACACACAGCUACUAAUUAUUAUUUAUUCAGUUUGGCUAUAAGCGAUUUGCUGCUGCUUUUGUUUGGUCUUCCAAACGACUUAACAGUAUAUUGGCAUCAGUACCCCUACAGUUUGGGCCUCGUCUUCUGCAAGCUGCGAGCUUUUAUAUCAGAAGCAGCAACUUAUGUAUCAGUACUGACGAUAUCAGCGUUCUCACUAGAGCGGUACCUGGCCAUAUGUCAUCCCUUACAUCUAUACGCCAUGGCUGGUUUGACGAGGGCGUCCCGCAUCAUAGUGGUGCUGUGGCUUCUAGCGUUCAUCAGUGCAUCUCCUUUCGCCCUGUACAGUGACAUCAGUUAUAGAGACUAUCCACCAAAUUCCGGUAAUUUGUCUCUGAAUUCGGCUUUCUGCACCCUGAUGGCAUCCUCUCCACUGCUAGAAAUUAGCAGCGUCUUCUUUUUCUUCGUCCCGGCUAUUCUUAUACUAUGCUUGUACAUCACAAUGGGUAUACAUAUCAGGUCAACUCGAGUAAGCGCAAAAUCUAAACAAGGAUUAUUUAAAGAUGACGUGCACGGAGAAUCUCGACAAACUAAGUCCAGAAAAGCAGUAAUACGAAUGUUGGUCGCAGUAGUAACAGCGUUCUUCGUGUGCUGGACGCCAUUCCACGUCCAAAGAUUAUUCUUCAUAUACGGCUACGACCACCCACAAUUUCAUGUGAUCAACGAACACCUGUUCAACGUGGCUGGAGCAUUAUACUACGUGUCUGCGACUGUCAACCCGAUUCUUUACAAUGUAAUGAGUGCUCGAUAUAGAAUGGCGUUCCACGAGACCCUUUUGUGCAGACAUACAGAGCGCCAGCGCUUCGACAUUCGACGAGAAACAACUAUGUCCACAUACGUUAGACCACGUACCAACUCCUACAAGGAGAAUAUACCACCCCGCAAAGUAGACUUUGUCAAAGACGAUUCACCAUUUUCCAUCGAAACUAAAAUUGAUGAAAACACAAUUUUCUAUUAUCCUAACGGAGAUAAUACUAAUUAUAUAGAUAAUCUAAAGCAGGAAAAUAUUAUAAGCAAU
Brenthis ino (lesser marbled fritillary) is the source of this 1293-nucleotide messenger RNA. NCBI's taxonomy places the organism in Eukaryota, Metazoa, Arthropoda, Insecta, Lepidoptera, Nymphalidae. The record is from the annotation of a GenBank genome assembly.